This is a messenger RNA of Notothenia coriiceps (black rockcod), 522 nucleotides long. RefSeq names its product Ro60, Y RNA binding protein (gene ro60). Gene Ontology annotation, molecular function: RNA binding. The transcript is spliced from 3 exons. The record is from RefSeq and is a predicted model, not a curated record. Bases 1 to 522 code for a protein of 173 amino acids. Lineage: Eukaryota; Metazoa; Chordata; Actinopteri; Perciformes; Nototheniidae. Gene Ontology annotation, cellular component: ribonucleoprotein complex.
AUGCCUCUCCAAUCAGUGCUAAAGAUUUUGGGUAAGAUGACUUCAAACAAAGUUCUCGAACCAGGAAGUUCUGACACCCAAGCUCUAUGUGACAGAUUCCAGAGUCAGACCGCACUAACGAAGGCAAAGAUCCACCCUUUCCACAUAUUCUUGUCUUCUGAAAACUACAAAAGAGACCAAGGCCAUCAGGGUAAAACCAAAUGGGAACCUGACAGCAGCAUCCUCAAAGCUAUGGACUCUGCCUUUUACAAGAGUUUUAUGAAUGUGGAGCCUGUGGCUAAACGCUUCGUUGUGGCCGUAGACGUGAGCACAUCCCUGAGCAGCGUCGUCCCGGGGACGUCCAUCAGCACCGCUGUCGCCGCAGCAGCUAUUGCCAUGGUAACACUAUACAAGAAGAUACAGCGGCGCUGUGAAAGUCCACGGCCCACCUAUGUCAGAGCCAGUGGCCCGCUAAAGGCAGCGGCCCACCCGGAAAAAUCCAGAGUCCCGAAUCCCGAAGCGAGAUUCCAAUGUGUGCUAUAG